This is a messenger RNA of Perca fluviatilis (European perch), 1913 nucleotides long. RefSeq names its product LIM and senescent cell antigen-like-containing domain protein 1. NCBI's taxonomy places the organism in Eukaryota, Metazoa, Chordata, Actinopteri, Perciformes, Percidae. The transcript is spliced from 10 exons. Gene Ontology annotation, cellular component: focal adhesion; cell-cell junction; cytoplasm. The coding region runs from base 157 to 1164 and encodes 335 amino acids. Gene Ontology annotation, biological process: cell-cell adhesion; cell-cell junction organization; positive regulation of substrate adhesion-dependent cell spreading. The record is from RefSeq and is a predicted model, not a curated record.
UCGCCUGAACGGCACGGCACAGCUCUGCUGGUAGGGGGCGACACGGCGUAAGACGAGUCUGUUCUGCUUACCACUGAAAACUUUGGCAACAGCGAAAGGAAUUAGCUAGCACACCAAUUACUGUAUUAGUUUCUAAAACUGUCGUGAUCGGCGGUGAUGCUGGGGGUGGCUGGAAUGACGGGCAGCAUUGCUAAUGCCCUGGCCAGUGCGGCCUGUGAGCGAUGUAAGAGUGGCUUUGCUCCAACUGAGAAGAUUGUCAACAGUAAUGGAGAGCUGUACCAUGAGCAGUGCUUUGUGUGUGCUCAGUGUUUUCAGCAGUUCCCAGAUGGACUCUUCUAUGAGUUUGAAGGAAGAAAAUAUUGUGAACAUGACUUCCAGAUGCUCUUUGCCCCUUGCUGUCACCAGUGUGGGGAGUUCAUCAUUGGUCGUGUCAUUAAGGCCAUGAACAAUAGUUGGCACCCUGACUGCUUCUGCUGUGACAUUUGCCAGGCUGUGCUUGCAGACGUGGGGUUUGUCAAAAAUGCUGGCAGGCACCUCUGUCGACCAUGCCAUAACCGCGAGAAAGCUCGUGGCCUGGGCAAGUAUAUCUGCCAGAAGUGCCAUGCCAUCAUCGAGGAGCAGCCACUGAUCUUUAAGAAUGACCCAUAUCACCCAGACCACUUCAACUGCAGCAACUGUGGGAAAGAAUUGACAGUUGAAGCCAGGGAACUCAAGGGAGAGCUCUUCUGUUUGCCCUGCCACGACAAGAUGGGUGUACCAAUCUGUGGCGCCUGUAGGAGACCUAUUGAGGGGCGUGUUGUCAAUGCCAUGGGCAAGCAGUGGCAUGUGGAGCAUUUUGUGUGUGCCAAGUGUGAGAAGCCUUUCCUCGGCCAUCGGCAUUACGAGAGGAAGGGAUUGGCUUACUGUGAGACUCAUUAUAACCAGCUCUUCGGCGAUGUGUGCUAUCACUGCAACCGUGUGAUUGAAGGCGAUGUGGUGUCUGCUCUCAACAAGGCUUGGUGUGUCAGUUGUUUCUCAUGCUCCACCUGCCACACUAAACUCACUCUCAAGAACAAGUUUGUUGAGUUUGACAUGAAGCCUGUUUGUAAAAAGUGUUAUGAGAAGUUUCCUCUGGAGCUGAAGAAAAGGCUCAAGAAGCUAGCCGAGUCCUUGGGACGCAAGUAAACUGCUCCUGGCCCAACAACCUGGAAGUGUUCCUCCGAUGUCUGUGAUGGUAAAACAUCCAGGACGAAUAACAACAUAAGGACCCAGCGUUAUACCAGAACAUCAAGAUUAGUCCUUUAAAUGGGAUCCGAUUUAAAAAAAAAAUAUAUAUAUAUAUAAAUGUAUAUCACUGUGGUGUUGUCAUAAAAGGGGCCUGUUCGCAGAUGCCCUUUUUAUAUAUAUAUAUAUAUAUGAAAAUGUUAAUUUUUUUUAAACAUUCCUAAAUUGUCCAAAUUAGUUUUUCUCUCUAGAAAAGAUGUGUUGUCCCAGUUUAUGACUUUACCAUGAGCAUUAUUUGAAAAUGGCUGUCUAAAAUAUUCAUUAAUUUGAAAAGAUUGCUGUUUGACAUUAUAUUGAAUUACACGUGUGCCUUGAAUAUAUAUAAACUGUGUCUUAAAAUGCAUAUUAUGGUUAAAAUGUGACUUACAUGCAGUUAUAAUAGUUAUGCCUUAAUAUACCCCAAAUCAGAAUUCUACCUGCCUUCUCAACUUUGAGUGUUUAAUACCUCAGAAUGAAUAAUUUACAAAGCAUCCACUGUAUUCUUUAGGAUAUUGUAAUGAUGUCUCCUCUUGCUAACAUGAAAAAAAUAACAUGUUUCAAGAAAAACUUAGAUAUGAGGUAUCACUGGGAGCAAGGCUUAUAUACAAACCAUUAAGUGUUAAUGAAUCCACUGGAUAUGGUUAAUAUAAUAAAUAUCAGAUGGUAAUUAA